AGGCAGUCGGCGCACAGCAUCCAGCAGCAGCGCUACUAGCGGCAGCCGAACGGAAAGACUCCCAGGCAAGUCGUGGCCGGUUACCUGUGUGCCCGCAUGCGUGUAGACCAUGCGUGUGCCUCGGCUGCGUGGGUGUGCGUCGAGGUAGCCUACCUGGCGGCGUCCAACACGCAGUAAACCGCGCGCUCUUUCGUAUCCACGGUCCGGAAAGAAGGGACGUGCGCGCCUUCUCCGAUUCUCGACGGGUUUCCCAUUUUCCCUGCGCCGUUUCCUACGCCGCGAUUUCCACCGGUAUACGGGAAAACCGCGUCGGAACGCCGCCGGAGAGAAAUCGUGAAUCGGUGUGCGACGAUAGGCGAGAGCGACUCGGCGCGGUUCCGUUCCGAAAAUCGUGUGCCCGAGCAGCCCGCAGUGCGUUCGGAUCAGUGUCGCUAGUGUGGGAUCCGUGUAUGUGUGCUUACGUGGGUGCUCGCGGUUGGAUUCGUCGCGAUCGAGCAGCAACGGCGAGACGGGUCCUGGUGGCGAGCUCGGCGACUCGAUGUAGCCGAUCCUGGUGUCGCCACGAAUGCUUCCGCCAGCGACCGCUGAAUCUCCUCAAGAUCGGGAAUCUCGGCCGGAGAUGCGACCGCGGACCAUCGGCGCAGAGUAAACGCGUGUUCCGGAAGCGUUCACGGCCGAUCUGCACCUGGUGUGAUUGGUAUGCCGACGGACAUCGUGGCGUCGUCGGCCUCGGUCUCGGUGACCGUCUCGGAGGAGACGAGCAGAGGUCGGGACCCGAGCCUUGGAUCCUCGUCAAGGUCAGGCUCCUCUUCGGCAGGUGGAUCCUCUUCGGGGUCCGCGGCGCAGUCGACCUCCAGAGGAUUCGACCCGGCUAGCGCCCUGGCUGCUUAUCACCACCAUCGGCAUGGCCUGGUGGCGGGUCUGGGUCACCCUCAUCACCGGGAAUCGUCGGCGUUCGUGCCGGUGGUGCCUUCGCGGCUGCACUUGGCACCCUACCCGGGCGACAUGCACCCUCACUUGACCGGGCCGCCACCGUCGUCGUCCGCGACGAGCAGCUCGGAGCACGAGGUCGGCGCAGAGCCCUCUGUCGCCAGAAAGUCCUCGUCCAGCUACGAGAUCAUGGCUAUGAUGGUAGAUAAAAGGAAGGAGCUGGCUGCCAGACCGCUCCUCCUCCCACCGCCACCCCUUCUGGAACCGCCGCCCGGGUACCCGGUGUUCGCAGGGCCCUUCCCUGCUGGCUCGGCGCUCUACCCACCCGGUGGGCCCCUCGCCCAUCAGCAUCUAGACAGAAGGCUGCUCCGAGCGCCCGGCAGAGCGUCCAGGCCCAAGAAACAGUUCAUCUGCAAAUUCUGCAACAGACAGUUCACCAAGAGCUACAAUCUCCUUAUACACGAGAGGACGCACACCGACGAACGACCUUACUCCUGCGACAUCUGCGGCAAGGCUUUCAGGAGACAGGAUCACCUCAGAGAUCAUAGGUACAUCCAUAGUAAAGAGAAGCCGUUCAAAUGCGGCGAGUGUGGCAAGGGCUUCUGCCAAAGCCGCACCCUGGCGGUGCACAAGAUCCUACAUAUGGAGGAGUCCCCGCACAAGUGUCCAGUCUGCGCUCGUAGUUUCAACCAGCGCAGCAACUUGAAAACCCACCUCCUCACUCACACGGACCACAAGCCGUACGAGUGCACCUCCUGCGGCAAGGUAUUCCGCAGGAACUGCGACCUCAGGAGGCACGCGUUGACCCACGCUGUAGGGGACGUGCCGCCGGAGGCCUUAGAGGAAGCCCUCAGGGACGACGACAGUCCUGAGGAAGACUGUCCAGAGACAGGAUCGUCAGCGUCUGGAUCCGGGUCGGCGUCGACGUCAGGAUCCGCGAACACUUCCUUGCCAGCAGCUUCGACAACUCCUUAUCCUCCUCAGGGGUCCUCGGGGCCGCCGCAACCACCCCCGCCAGCGUCCUCGUCCACUCUCCCCCAGAGACCUCAACUUCAAAUCAGAAGAGACCUGUUGCCCACCACGAAACCGUCCACGGUGACGAGUGGUGGGAUCGGCGGCCACUCGGUAGCCCAGAAUCCGCCGCCGGCCCAUCCGCCCCCGCCGCCGCUGAUUUUGACCUCGUACCGACGAAGAAUCGGGUCACCGGGUCCGUCCAGAGUGCUUCUAGAGCUGCAGGAGCGCGAGAGGGAGAGGGAACGGGAAAUAGAGCAAUCCAGAGAAAGGGAACGCGACAGAGAACGCGAGGAAGAGGUCUCGCGUCCGCCCAGAGCACCCACCCCGCAACCGCCACCCCCUCCCAGACCAGCUCCUGCUAGACAAGGAUUCACCAUAGCCGACAUCAUGCGCCGGUAAAGGGAGAAGAAGAGCAAAGAACAUCAAUGAAAAAUACCAAAUGAUUGUCUGCUGUGAAAUUGGGCUCGGAGAGACUUGCCUUAGGGACGAAACGUGUCAUGGAUAUCAUUUGGGUAGCUGAAGUGAUGGUUUUGACAAUUACUAUUUUUGGAUUGUGUGCAGCAGUGCUGUCCACGGGGGACAACCGAUGGUCCCCACCACCGCGCUACGACACGAAGACGGCGAAGGUUCAGUAAUGGGUCCUACUCCUGCACACCUUCAGGUCUCAGCUUGAUCCGUUAACGAGGGUCGAUUUAGAAAUUUUCUUUGCUCCGAUUGACUGAUGAUUCACCGCUGAGACAGGAUCCACUGCGGAUUGAAUGCGCAGUAAAAUGGUGGGGAUGUGCGCGCCCACUUAGGGAGUAAGAAAAGCGUGCAGCAGCAGGUUCCAUUACUGUACUUGCUGUCGUGCUACAGUAGUGCACACCAAGAGCCGUUUCACACGAAGAUACCUGCAUCGCGAUACGUGUACGUGGUACAGCGUUCAGCACAAGAAAAAGUAUCGUGAUAUACUAUAUUGCCCUCUGAAUGCUCCCAUUUAAUUACAGGUACAGGUCGCGGUAUUCAUCAUACGCGCAUCGCAAUACAAUCAUCCUCGUGUGAAACGGGUUUUAAGCGGACGCGGUGGUGUAUUCUGCGAAUUCACCUAAAUGAAGGAGUGAGGAUACGUGCGACUAGGUCACCGAUGUCCGAUGUUUCACUCGGUACGCUCGAACUCCACUCUAAAGCCUCACUUCCUAGAAUUGGUGGGGAUAGAAGUGGACGAUUUAGUGAGCAAAGAAAGUGUGCACGUAAGUGUGCACUACUGUAUUCAGAGCUGAUGAGAAGACGCCUUUAAGGAAUUCGGGCACGAUUGGUUGCAACGCUCCGCCUCGUCUCACAUGCAUUUUCAAUGUUGCCUUACCUGAGUCUAGGCCUAUACGGUCACAUCUAGAGACGAGAUCGUACGACAAAGAAAGCGGACAAGGUGCGUAAUGAAAUGGGUAUUUUAUCAGGUAAAAUAGAAGUCGGCAAAGCGUAAGCAUAUACGUUGAUCCACAGCCGUCACUACGAAAGAAGUCGGUAGUGUAUAUUGGUGCAUAGAUCUUGUGACUAUGUCAAUAGGCUCCAGCAAGCAGUCAGGUAGAAGCGUGGAUAGUACGGUCAAGCGGAGCCAUCACUAGUUACCCCGCAAUACCCCCAGAGGACUGCUCAUCACCUCUGAAUAUGUAAAUAGCUUUGCCUUCUUCGGCAAAAGGACGCUUGGAUGGGAAAGCCAGCGCAUUGGGGAGGGGGGGCAGCGUGGACAGCACUGGUGUAAAGCUGCGUGAUAGAGAGUCCGAUCUCAGACCUGGAAAACAUUUGAAAUGAAAAUGAGAAGUAACUAUUUGAAAUAAUCCAUUUCGAAUCAUUAUUUACUAUGCUCUUAUCUAAAAAUGAAAAUAUUGAUUUAUUUGAAAUAAUAGCAAUUUCAAAUCAUUAAUUAUUUAAUUACUUUGUUAUUUAAAAUAUGGCAAAGGAAAUAACCCUCAAAUAUGAGGGUUAUUAGAGAAAAUUAUCUUCAAAUAUGAUGAAGAAAAUAAUCCUCAAAUAUUACAAAGAAAAUAAUGCUCGAAUAUGAGAAGGGAAAUAAAAAUAAUAUACUAUAAUAUUAUAGUUUUCAUUUGAAGAAAUCUUUGCAGCAAUUUGCUUUGAGUAAAACGUUUUCCCCAAAAAGUUCAUCCUUAACACGUUGUGUGUUACGUUUAUCAUGUUUGGGUGACACUGAUUUUUGACCAAAUUGCAAAACUCGUACUUUUACUAGGAUGUUGAGAAUGCAGAAGAGUUAAGAUACCAUCCAUUAUGGUCAAUUUUAACUCUGCAGUUUCAGUUUCAUUAAUUAAAUUAUUGUGGGAAUUUUUGAGAUUCGAAUUUUUGACAUUUAACGUGUUAAGAGAUUUUUGUGUGGGCCCAUUAGUGCAGAAAAAUGGAAGACGAAUAUUAUUCUUCAGAAAAAUGUUCCCCAUUAUUGGAUAAGCAUUUAACGUAGUCAGAUCGGUACUUUUAUCUUGCGGAACUGUCAAUGAGAAUGUUAGUGUAAACCAGACACACUGAAAUUUAAAAUCGAACUCAAUUUCCAAGAAGAAUUUCACAAUAAUUGUUGUAAAUAAUGAUCAAACGAAAUAACAUAUUAUUUAAGAUAAUAUUUCAAAUAAUGCGAUUUGAAAAGUGAUUACAGACAUGGAAAUAAUUGUGGAAUAAAAUAAUGUGUCACAUUUGAAAUAAUAUUUCGAAUAAUGUCAUUUCAAGUGUGAACCAGGUCUGAACCUGAUCACUCGGAAGUGUUUACUUGUAGACAGAGGGAAUUAUUCGAAUAGUGUAAAUCCACGGUUCUAUCUUUGAUGGUGCAAUUAGAGAUUACGUUGAUCGAGAAUAGGAAAAUUUUAUUGAAUAGUAUAGGGUAUAUACAAACAACAAGCUGAACCACAAAAAAAAAAUUGUUGUAGUUUUUGUACUUUUAUACUGUGCUUGUACAUUUGAACGAAAUGCUUGUUUAUUAAAGAAGGAUUUAUCUAGUUGCUUCCUGAAUAAUUCACCCACCUAUCUGGUUUCAAAGCCUGCGUUUCUUGAGUCAUUUAUUUAAGAGCCGAAAUUUGUGAUUGUAUUAGUAUACAAUAAUGAGAUAAUCCUUUUGAAUUUGCUAUUGGUCUAUUGACAUAUGUAAUUUUUCGUUUAAAUCGUUUAAUUUAGUCUAUUUUAUAGUUUCAAUAGUUUUGUGAAAUUUUAUUAUUUUCAAACUUGAUUUACUUCUUGCUGUUCACAAAUUUAUUUAUUCUCUUUUUGGUACCAAACAAACGAGGCAAUUGUUUGUUUUUAUUAAAUUAUUUACUUUAUCUUGUUCCUAGUAAAAGAUAAAACUGUAUUGCCAAAAACAGAUUUCUGUUGCUUGACGUUGGUAUCAAAUGAUGUGAUCAAAUUCGGUAAACUCGAUUAUAUAAACCAUAAUUAUUUACGAACGACGUUCAAUUAUGACAAACGUACUGCCGAACCCACAUAUGGAUUUACAUUGUUCAAAUUUUCAAUGUCUCGUUGUACGACUGAUUGAUCGGAGAGUAUUAUGCAAUAAGAAACAUCACGGUGUGGUAGAAAUAUUACUACAGAGGUUAAAUAACAAAAUGUUACAGCGAGUAAUUACGGGGAUAGAUAUCGUAAAAAUGAUAUUUCGAAUAACAUUACAAUUUUAUCGAAAAGGAAAUUGAUAUUGACAAUAACGAUGGUAUUAGCUAUAUUCUUGUAUAAAGGUAACAAUGCCAACAUAUACAAUUCGAAGCUCUUUUGUACAAAGAUGAAACUUUUUAUUUCUUAUUUUAUAAUUCUGCAAGAAUGUUUUCCCUUUAAGUAAGAAUACUUCAUAUAGAAAUGAACAUAGAGUAAUUGUUACCCGUUAACGGAUACUGUUUUAUUUUUGUUUCUUGCUGCUCAUAAAUUUUGUUAUUUAUGAACGCGUCGACAUAAAAAUUCUAAUAAAACGACUAUUUGUUCGUGUUUCGUUACUGAAUAAUUUCCGACAAUAUUUUUACUGUCUCGUGAUGUACAUUCUAUUAGUAUUAGUAAUUGAUGAUUUUGUGUGCAACGUCCAUGGAAAAAAAAAGAAGUGGAGAGCAGGGAGAAGCAGGUUGGAAGAGUACAAUAUAGAUAGUUGAAAACAUCGACAAUGAUGAAAAUGUAUUAGUGCCUUAAGAUGAUAUUUUUGUAUAUAUAAAACAAAUGUUGAAAUUCAUUUGAUAUUGGAA
This is a messenger RNA of Megalopta genalis, 6134 nucleotides long. Its product is annotated as brother of odd with entrails limited. Gene Ontology annotation, molecular function: DNA-binding transcription factor activity, RNA polymerase II-specific; RNA polymerase II transcription regulatory region sequence-specific DNA binding. The record is from RefSeq and is a predicted model, not a curated record. Gene Ontology annotation, biological process: embryonic pattern specification; embryonic hindgut morphogenesis; embryo development. Lineage: Eukaryota; Metazoa; Arthropoda; Insecta; Hymenoptera; Halictidae. Gene Ontology annotation, cellular component: nucleus.